AUGGUAUUUUGUUGUUCUGGAAGGAAAGAUGAUCAAACAAGAACUAUUGAACGUGAACUCAACAAUGAACGCAAAAUUCUGAGACGGCAGGUAAAGGUACUGCUGCUUGGUUCAGGUGAAUCUGGAAAGUCAACAUUCAUUAAACAGAUGAACAUCAUUCAUGGAGCAGGAGAAUUUACAGCAGAUGAAGUACGAGCGUAUCGUCAACAAAUAUAUCAGAAUGUUAUCUCAGCCAUGCGGGUGCUACUAGAUGCUCGAGCUAAGUUAAACGUUGCAUGGGAAAAUCCUGAACGAUCGAAUAAUGUUCCGAGAAUAAUGAAAUUCACCGUUGCCGAUCUACUGAGAGGAAUUGAUUAUACUACGUUUGCCGACAUAUCGCCGGUGAUCAAGGAUUUCUGGGAGGAUGCUGCCGUGAGGCAAACAUUCGAGAAGCGCAAUUUAUUCCAAAUUAGCGAUUCCUGCCAGUACUUCUUCAAUCACCUGAGCAGAAUUGCUAUGCCAAACUUCCAUCCGACGAAUAAGGACAUACUCUAUUGCAGAAAAGCAACACGAGGGAUUUGUGAACACACAUUUGAGAUCAACAAAAUUCCAUUCAGGUUUAUCGACGUUGGUGGCCAACGAUCUCAACGGCAAAAGUGGUUUCAGUGUUUUACUGAUAUCACUAGCAUAUUAUUUAUGGUGGCUUCAAAUGAGUAUGAUCAGGUGAUUCUGGAGGAUCGUCGAACGAAUAGAGUGGUCGAGUCGCGGUCUGUGUUUGAGACAAUUGUCAAUAAUAGAGCGUUCUCUAAUGUCUCCAUCAUUCUAUUUAUGAACAAGAGUGACCUAUUGAAAGAAAAAGUACCAAAGUCCGAUAUUCGGCAGUACUUUUCCGACUUCACGGGCGAUCACCUGUGCGUUCGAGACGUUCAAUUCUUCUUAGUCGACAAGUUCGAAACUUCACGAAAAGAUCGUGCUCGACCAUUCUUCUACCAUUACACUACAGCUAUCGACACAGAUAACAUAAGACGAGUAUUCAUAGACGUCCGAGAUACAAUACUACAGCAAAAUCUUAAGUCGCUAAUGAUGCAGUGA
Molecule: messenger RNA, 1071 nt
Organism: Angiostrongylus costaricensis
Lineage: Eukaryota; Metazoa; Nematoda; Chromadorea; Rhabditida; Metastrongylidae
Source: the annotation of a GenBank genome assembly